Molecule: messenger RNA, 1741 nt
Organism: Lactuca sativa (garden lettuce)
Lineage: Eukaryota; Viridiplantae; Streptophyta; Magnoliopsida; Asterales; Asteraceae
Product: plant UBX domain-containing protein 7
Biological process (GO): proteasome-mediated ubiquitin-dependent protein catabolic process
Cellular component (GO): nucleus
Molecular function (GO): ubiquitin binding
Source: RefSeq, a predicted model, not a curated record
AAUAACCUCUAUUUUGAUAAUCGCCUUCGCCCCCUGGGUUUUCCCCAAUCUCCCACUCCUGAAAAACAAAAUUUCAUCCCCGUAACCUCCAAAUCCAAUCCCAUCUCCCAUCAGGGUUUUGGUAGUGUUACUGAUUUCGACUCGUUGAUUCAUUCGGAGAUAAAAAAAGAAGAAGAAGAACAAGAAGAAUCGAAGAUGGAGAGUGGCGGCGUUCUAUCUGCGACCGACCAGCAAAAUAUGGUCUCUUUGUUUCUUGAAAUUGCUGUCGGACAGACUGCCGACACUGCCAGGCAGUUUUUACAGGCCACAAGCUGGAAACUUGAAGAAGCUAUUCAACUUUUUUACAUAGGAAACGAAGGUGGAGCAGCUGCAUCAUCGUCUCCAUAUGUUCCACCUGUAGAAAACGAUGGGCUUUUGUCCGACCAAAACAUCGGAGGCUCAGAGAACAACAACGGUUCCAAAAACACCAGAGAAGAUGAUAACAAUGAAGUUCGUGCACCUCUACCAGUGAAAAGGGAUGUUCUUUAUGACACUCCAAUGCGCUUUGGAGCAACAAGAUUGGGGUAUACUCCACUUGAAGCACGUACAGUUGUACCCUUUAGAAACUUUGAAGAGGAACUAAAACAUCCUGGAGUAUGGGAAACAGACCAAAGUGGUGGUGCCACAUCAACAGCUGAUACUUCUAGAGAUAAUCUUGCCACCUUAUAUCGCCCUCCUUUUGCUUUGAUGUUCCAUGGCCCAUUUGAGAAGGCUAAAGAAUCUGCUAAAAAUCAAGAUCGUUGGCUUCUAGUGAACUUGCAAUCAACCAGGGAAUUUAGCUCACAUAUGCUUAAUCGAGAUACAUGGGCUAAUGAAGCUGUUUCUCAAACAAUCAUGUCUAAUUUCAUCUUCUGGCAGGUAUGUGAUGAUACAGAAGAUGGAAGCAAGAUAAAAACAUACUACAAAUUGGAUUCGGUUCCUGUAACUCUUGUUAUUGACCCUGUUACUGGUCAAAAGAUGCGUUUAUGGCGUGGAAUGAUUCAACCAGAAAAUUUAUUGGAGGAUUUGUUGCAAUUCAUGGAUGGUAGCCCUAAGGAUCAUCAUUUUAGUUUGUCACACAAACGUCCAAGAGAAAAUUCUCAAGCUCCACCUCCUAAAAUUCAAGCAAUGCCAGUGGUUGCAAAUGGAACAAGUGAAGAAGAUGAAGAGAUGAGAAUGGCACGAGCUUUAUCUAUGGAAACAACAAAAAAUAGCAUUGAAGAACCCUCAAAAGGUUCAGAUGCUAUUAAAACUGGAAAAGAGACUCCGGAAUCAGAGAAGCCGACUUAUCCACCGCUACCUGAAGAACCCAAGGGUGAUCGGAAUCUUGUUUGCAGGGUUGGAAUCCGGAUGCCAGAUGGGCGCAGACUUCAGAGGAACUUUUUAAGAUCCGAUCCAAUACAACUGCUGUGGUCAUUCUGCCAUGGGAAUCUGGAAGGUAGUGAUGAGAAGCCAUUCCGGUUGACACAUGCCAUUCCUGGUGCAGUGAAGGAUUUGGACUACAACACCAAGUCAACAUUUGGCGAGUCCGGAAUUGCCAAUUCCAUGAUUUCUGUUACUUGGGAAUGAAAGUGAUAUGGUCUUUUUUCUUUGUUUUAGUUUCCUUUUUUUAGUAACCUUAAUGGAAGUCUUUUAUUUAAUCUCUGGUUUUUAUGUAUAUAUGGUUUAUACACCAAUUUAUGUUUUUUGUGUUCUUCAUGCUAAUGGUUAUUAAAUUAUGGUA